Messenger RNA from Diabrotica balteata, 691 nucleotides. The record is from the annotation of a GenBank genome assembly. NCBI's taxonomy places the organism in Eukaryota, Metazoa, Arthropoda, Insecta, Coleoptera, Chrysomelidae.
CAGUGAUAGUGAUGAAGGAGAAGAAACUGAAUUGUUUGUUAGAAAUAAGCCACAGAGGAUAGAAUUUCCAACAGUAGAAAAAGUUAUUGAAGAGGGAGAUACUUUACAGUCACUAGCCAUAAAAUAUCAUUGUCCGAUUGCGGAGCUAAAACGAAUUAAUAACAUACACAAAGAAAAUGAAAUUUUUGCCAAGAGAGUUAUCAAAGUGCCUCAUAGACCCUUCACGUCAGCCUUAGCGAGCGUUCACAUCAGUGGAAAUAGUUCUCCAGAUCUACCAGCUGUGCCACCUGUAGGGAUGCUGAUAGAUAUAGAUUCAGUCAAUUUGAAAUUAAGUGAAAGUAUAUCGUCAGCAUCUAAAGACGAAGUCAAUGAAAUCAUUUUUAAUAGCCAAAUUUCCCAAAAACCAAAUGACAGGUUAAGUCCGGAUAUAGAAAACGCCUGCGAUGAGGAAGUUAGUUUGUUACCACAAAAUACUGUGAUAGAAACAGAUUCGAUUGUGUCUAGAUUAAGUUGUAGUGGAGCCGACGCAGAUAUAUCAUGGAAAGUUCUAAUGGGUUGCACCGUUAUUCUAAUUCUUGCUUUACCUUUAAUCUACGUAUUUUAUAUCGCCGAACACCCCGAGAGUUACCAGCAUCAACAUGGUUCAUGAUAUCAGUGGUAUUAUAUAGCUAGACACUUUAAGAAAUUAAAA